AUGGCCCUCCAGGCCCUGCCCUCCCCCGACUCCCACUCCCCGUCCCCCGACUUCGCCUCCGACGCCGACGCGCCUUCCGCCGACGCGUCCCCCGUCUCCUCUUCCUCCGCCCUGUACCCGCACCCCGUCUCGGAUGAGGGCCCGUUCGCCGGCCAGCAGCAGCACUCUCCCCGCGGCACCCCCGCCCGCAUGGCCAUGGACCUCUCCCGAUCCUCCUCCGGAAGCAAGGGCGGCUGCUGGACCUGCCGCGUCCGCCGCAAGAAAUGCGACGAGGAGCGCGAGGGCGACUCCUGCAAGACCUGUCUCCGCUUGCGCAUCAAGUGCCUCGGAUGGGGCCACAAGCGCCCCGACUGGAUGCGGGACAAGGACAAGGUCGCCGCGUACAAGGCGAGCAUCAAGGAGCAGCUCUCGCGCAUGGGCCUCAUCCGCGGCCAGCCGCGCCAGCCGUGGCACGCCGGGCUCGCCUCCCAGCCCCCCACCCCAGGCGUCGCGGGCCCGGGGCCGUCCACGCAGCUCCGGCGCAGCGUGAGCGCACGAGAGCCGCCGUACCGCCGGAGCGCAGCCCACGGCGCCCCGCGCACGCCCUACCACCAGCUGGGCAUGCCCGGGCCCCUCCCAGAUGGCGAGUGGCCUCGUCGCAACCUCGCGCCUUCCUCCUCCGGCCGUCACCAUACCGUCGCUCCCAUGGCUGCUGCGGGCAUGAUCCCUACCGGUUCCACUGUAUCUCUCCCAGAUACCAUCUAUGGAUUCCCCUCACCACCGCUAUCAAUGUCUGGACAUGAAGACUUACCUUACACAAACUACGGCACUCCCCAUACGAUUGCGAUGCCCAUGACCCCCGCCGUACAGCCCCAACCCACACCGCCACCCAUGCAAUCACCUCCAACACCCGCCGCGAUCCGCCUCGAGGAGUAUAUCGACUACUACUUCAAGUACGUCCGGGAGCUCCAAUACGUCUUCGCCGGCGAUUCGUUGACCCAGAUCCUGCUGCCGAUCGUGCGCAACGAGCCGGAAGGCGCUGUCGCCCACUCGCUCUGCGCGCUCGCCGCGCUCCACCACGCCCGGCUGCGGAUAGCGCGCGGGGACGCGGUCGAGGACCCGGACAAGGAGACGUCCCUGCCCCGCAAGUUCCACGACCGCGCGCUCGCGCUCCUCCGGCACGCGCCCGAGACGAACGGCCACGGGCAGUACGCGGACACGGACGCGGUCGCCGCCCUCCAGCUCGUCGCGUACUCGCUCCUCGGCGGCGGCUCGAUGCCCUGGCUCGCGCUCUUCGACGUCGCCGCGGACUGGUUCGCGCAGACGGGCAUCUACUCGGAGGAGAACCCGAAGCUGACGCUCCUGCGGAUGAGCCCCGCGGGGCGCUUCGCCGCCAAGGCGACGAUGUACCUCGACAUCUUCUCGAGCAUCACGCUCAUGCGCCCCCCGCGCUUCCUCUCGCUCUACCGGCGGCUCUUCGGCAUGGGCGCCGGCUACUGGGGCGCGGCGGGCGCGGACGUCAGCUCGCGCCUCGCGGAGCUCUCGAUGGACAAGCUGACGGGGUGCCCGGACGAGGCGCUGCUCGCGAUCGCCGAGGUCUCCGCGCUCGCGCACUGGAAGACGGCGGAGCUCGCGCACGGGACGCUCAGCCACCGCGAGCUCGUCCACCGCGGGGACGCGAUCGAGAAGGAGCUCCGGGACCGCGCCGCGGGCCGGGGCGCGUCCGAGGGCGGCGCCGACGACCUCGUGUCGAUGCAGAUGCGCCGGGACGGCUCCCGGCAGAUCGUGGGGGAGAUGUUCCGGGAGGCGGCGGUGAUGUACCUGCACACGGUGAUCAGCGACUCGGCGCCAGGCGUGCCCGAGAUCCACAACAGCAUCGAGCAGAUGGCGAAGCUGCUGAACGACCUCCCGCCGUCGCCGUACGACCGCACGCUCGUGUUCCCGCUGCUGCUGACCGGGUGCUUGACGGACAACCAGAUGAUGCGCGAGGUGAUCAAGCACCGGUUCUUCAUGCAGGACGCCACGAUGGGCAACAUCCUGCUCUCGCAGACGGUAAUGGAGAGCGUGUGGGCGCACCGCGCGGCCGCGGUCGCCGCCGCGCACCAGGCGCAGCAGACGCAGCCCGGCGAGCAGCCCCCGGCGCUGCUCGUCGGCGACUGGCGGACGCACCUGCGGAUGCAGUGGGCGAGUCUGCUGCCAGUAUAG
This is a messenger RNA of Epithele typhae, 2184 nucleotides long. Its product is annotated as fungal-specific transcription factor domain-containing protein. Gene Ontology annotation, cellular component: nucleus. NCBI's taxonomy places the organism in Eukaryota, Fungi, Basidiomycota, Agaricomycetes, Polyporales, Epitheliaceae. Gene Ontology annotation, molecular function: zinc ion binding; transcription cis-regulatory region binding; DNA-binding transcription factor activity, RNA polymerase II-specific. The coding region runs from base 1 to 2184 and encodes 727 amino acids. The transcript is spliced from 8 exons. Gene Ontology annotation, biological process: positive regulation of transcription by RNA polymerase II. The record is from RefSeq and is a predicted model, not a curated record.